AUGGUCUCCACGCGACACCAUCCCCGCGACUUCCCCUCCCCGGAACGCGCCGCAAAAGAGCUGAUCAAAUCACCAACCACCACCGCCAAUUCGCGCAAAUGGACCCAUACGCCCGCUGCUGCCGUGACAAUCUGGCUGCUCGUGUCUGUCCCUUUGGUUUUGUGGGAUGCCAGUUAUGUCCUGCUGCGACCGUAUAGUAUGCCCGGUGGAAAGUGGCACUCGCCUCUCUACACCCCUUACGCGCUGUACGGAACGGUCGACUACAUCUACGGCUGGCCCGCGUUCAAGGCGCGCAACGGAUUCACCGCCGCGCAGACCAUCUUGAACCUUUUUGAAACAGCUGGAUAUCUCUGGUAUCUCUCGGUCGUCUACCUGUAUGGAUCGACGGUUGUGAGCGAUCGCGGAUCGCAGCCGGUCUCGAAAGGAUUCUUGUGGCUGUUGAAGGGGGACAAAGUGGUUGCUGGGCGCAUCGGCGCGAUCGCGCUGCUGGUCGCCUACUCCGCGUCUGUUAUGACUCUCAGCAAGACCGUCCUUUAUUGGCUCAAUGAGUAUUUCUCUGGCUUCCAUAAUAUCGGCCACAACGAUGCGCUCACUCUCACCCUCUACUGGAUUAUUCCCAAUGGCGCGUGGCUUGUGUUCCCCAGUUACAACAUUUACGUUCUCGGAGGUGAGAUAUUGAGCUCUCUGGAGCUUGCCGCACCUCGCCAAAAGGCAGGGCGGCCCAAGUCAAACUAA
Molecule: messenger RNA, 735 nt
Organism: Penicillium brevicompactum
Lineage: Eukaryota; Fungi; Ascomycota; Eurotiomycetes; Eurotiales; Aspergillaceae
Exons: 3
Coding region: 1-735 (244 amino acids)
Source: RefSeq, a predicted model, not a curated record